Messenger RNA from Trichomonas vaginalis G3, 714 nucleotides. RefSeq lists its product as uncharacterized. Lineage: Eukaryota; Parabasalia; Trichomonadida; Trichomonadidae. The record is from RefSeq and is a predicted model, not a curated record. The coding region runs from base 1 to 714 and encodes 237 amino acids. The transcript has a single exon.
AUGAUGCACCAUACCCACUCUAGUGUCCUAAAUAACGUAAACAAUGGAACAACAAUCAGCUGCAAAGAAGAAUAUGGUGUAUAUGAAAUUCAGAAAUCCAAUAUUAGUGGCCUCACUAUCUCAGAUACAAAAGUCUGCAAAUUUGUGAUUAAAGGUAACAAUACAAACCUGACAGUUAAAGGUCCGAUUUUGGUGGAGUUAGAAUCAUCACAAGUUACUGUUACUGAUGCAUCAAAUAUCACAUAUCCACUACAACAACCUUAUAUCACGGAUAAUUACAAUUAUCAAUACUCAAUUAUAUAUGCUUACACAGGAAUACCCAAACAAAAUUAUACUUUUCUAUCGAAUUCUUUUUCAAAUAAUCAAAUAUCUUAUAAAGGAAGUAAUCAAUAUAUUUCGAAAAGCAAGGAUAAGCCAUCCAAAUACAAUAUGUGUAAUGAAACAGAUAUCACAACAAACAAUACUGGCAUGUUUGUUACUGUUACAGCCCCUUCAUCCGGAAGUGAUGAAUCUGGAGAUGGACAUGGAGGUAGUGGCUCGGAGAAAGGACCAUCCGGAAGUAGUGGUGGCUCCGGAUCAAAAGGAUCUAAAGUUGGCCUCAUAGUUGGAAUUGUCGUUGCAGUUGUUAUUGUCGCUGUUGUUAUUGGCGUUUGUGUAUACAUAUUUGUAUUUCGCAAAAAGGCUGAUGAUAAAUCUGUUGGCGCAGAAGUUUAA